Molecule: messenger RNA, 1945 nt
Organism: Caenorhabditis elegans
Lineage: Eukaryota; Metazoa; Nematoda; Chromadorea; Rhabditida; Rhabditidae
Gene: hmgr-1
Product: 3-hydroxy-3-methylglutaryl coenzyme A reductase
Biological process (GO): coenzyme A metabolic process; isoprenoid biosynthetic process
Cellular component (GO): endoplasmic reticulum membrane
Molecular function (GO): oxidoreductase activity, acting on the CH-OH group of donors, NAD or NADP as acceptor; hydroxymethylglutaryl-CoA reductase (NADPH) activity
Source: RefSeq, marked reviewed
GUGGAAACCAAAACAUUAUGGUGGCGGAUAAGCGGAAGCUGCUGGAUUUUCUUCAAUCCUGUGAUAUAUCAGAUGAAGCGUCUAGGAAAAUAGAAAAUUUCAUCUGCGAAAACUACGACCAAAAAGAGAAACCUAAAAGAAAACCACUAUUUUCUGUUGGAGAAGAUGAUGAUUCAGAAGAAUACGUAUCUCCAAUAAAAGAGACCUGUGAAACUGGAACUCAAUGCAAACGAGAUGUGGAAUAUCCCGAAAUUGAAUCGGGUAAUCGAAGUUUAGACGAAAUUAGCAGAGAAUGGAAAGAAUGCAAAGAUGUGACUCCAGGUGAAGCAGUACGACUAUUAAGGCGAGGUCAAGCAAAAUCAAGAGAGCUUGAAAGCAGGUUUCCUGCAGAGCAAGCUAUUCCAAUUCGACGAACUUUUAUUAAUAAAAAGUUUGAAAAUCUUCCUUAUCUUGGUUAUGAUUACACUUUGGCAACCGAAUGCUGCUGCGAAAACGUUAUUGGAUAUACGCCGGUUCCUGUUGGAGUGGCAGGACCAUUAACUCUCAACGGAACGUCAGAAAUCUACGUUCCAAUGGCAACGACAGAAGGAGCACUGAUUGCAUCCACAAAUCGUGGAAUGAAUGUUAUAAGAGCUGCAGGAGGUGUUGAAACUUCUAUUUUUAACUCUGGAAUGACCAGAGCACCAGUUGUUAAAUUUCCAACGGCGAGAGAUGCUGUUUCUAUGAAACGCUGGCUGGAACACCCUGAAAAUCAAGAUCGGGCUCGUCAAGAGUUUCAGUCGUGCAGUAGAUUUGCUAAACUAAAGUCUAUCGAUAUUACAAUUGACGGAAAUCUCGCUUAUCUUCGUUUCGAUGCUCACACUGGCGAUGCAAUGGGAAUGAAUAUGAUCUCAAAAAGCUGUGACUCUACAAUGAGAUUCCUAAUGGAAAAUUUCCCUGAAAUGACCGUUCUAGCUUUGAGUGGAAAUCUCUGUGUGGACAAAAAAGCUGCCGCAAAGAAUUGGACGGAAGGACGUGGAAGAUCUGUUGUUGCAGAAUGUCUAAUUCCAAGAGAAGUCGUCACAAAAACCCUUCGAACAACUCCCGAACAACUUGCUUAUCUGACAACCACGAAAUUACAUAUAGGAUCUUCUCGUGCCGGAGCAGUCGGAGGAUCGAAUGCACACGCUGCAAAUAUUGUCGCGGCUAUUUUCAUUGCAACAGGACAAGAUGCUGCUCAAGUAGUCUCUUCAUCCAUGUGCUCGACAAGAAUGGAAGUUACUGCUGAUAAGAAUUUGUAUGUGUCAUGUACUUUGCCAUGUGUUGAAGUAGGAACUGUCGGUGGAGGAACUAUUCUUGCACCACAAAGAGCAUGCCUUGAAAGUCUUGGAUGUGCUGGGCCAAAUAAGGAGCAACCUGGACAAAAUGCGGAACGUCUUGCCGAAGUUAUUGCGGCCACUGUGUUAGCUGGAGAAUUAUCUUUGAUGGCGGCUCUGACAACGAAUGAGUUGGUGUCAAGUCAUAUGAAACUGAAUAGAUCAAAACAACAAUUGUAUGCUGACGACUCUGGAAAAGCAACUCAUUUUGAAAAGGAAGUUGAAAAAGCGGGCAGCCUUCUCUCCGGAAAAAGUGGAAAUAUCAAGUUGAAGAGACUGCCACAAGAUGUUGUACAAUGUUCUAAUAUCCUCUGAUUUUUUGAAAAGCUUCUCCGUCACAUUUACAGUUAUCCUCUUCCUGCCUUAUUUGAUUUAUGUGUAUUAUUCUUGGGGUUUGUGCUUUGUUAUUUUUUUUGGUUCAAAUUUAUUCUCUACGUAUUCAUUGUGUCAAAAUGACACGACAUCACUUCCAAACAUCCCAUCCCGAUUUUAUGUAGGUUCCUGUUUAGUUAUUCAUUAAACUUGUUAAUAAGGUUCAUCAAAGUUUAUUUAGAAAUUUAGAUGCUUUUAUGAUAAAAUUUUUAAUUAUU